AUGGACGCUUCAGAACCCAACCAGCAGGCAUUUGUAGACGAGGCCACCGAGGCGGCGCCGCAUUCAUCUAAAACGCACAACGAUGGUGACCAGAUCCUCGAGAGCCUAGGCUAUACGCCCCAGCUACAGCGUAACCGAUCAACCCUCCAGGUUGCCUUCAUGGCCUUUGUCCUUGCCUCGAUCCCUUACGGACUUGCAACAACCUUCAACCCACCUGUCACUACUGGAGGUCCGGUGAACAUUAUCUGGGGCUGGGUAGCCGUCUCGGCCAUGAUCAUCUGCGUCGCUGCGUCUCUUGGGGAAAUUACGAGCGUAUACCCCAUCGCGGGAGGUGUAUACUAUCAAACCUUUAUGCUAGCGCCCGCCCAUUGGCGCCGCGAGGCUAGUUGGAUCUGUGGCUGGCUGUUCGUUGUUGGUAACAUCAGUAUCACUCUAUCUGUGACUUUCGGCACUACAUUAUUCAUUGUCGCCGUUAUCAACCUUUUUGAAGCCGCACCCGGUGUAGGAGUCCUCGCUGGCGAACCAUACCAGGUAUAUUUAAUAUUCGUUGGUGUCACCGUGUUUAGCAAUGCUGUCUCAGCUCUGGGCAAUAAGUGGCUGCCAUGGCUGGAUACGGCCGCCAUUUUCUGGACCUUUGCUGGUGUCAUUGCGCUCAUGAUCUCCAUUCUCGUUCUCGCAAAGGAAGGCCGUCGCGACGCCAAAUGGGUCUUUACCCAUUUUGAGAAUAAUUCUGGUUGGCCCGAUGGAUGGGCAUUCUGCGUUGGACUACUUCACGCUGCAUACGCUACGUCUUCAACUGGCAUGAUCAUUUCCAUGUGCGAAGAAGUCAAAAAACCCGACACCCAAGUCCCCAAAGCAAUGGUCGCUACUGUCUUCAUCAAUACACUCGCCGGCCUGCUCUUCUGCAUCCCCAUCUGUUUUGUCCUCCCCGACCUGAAAUACCUUGCCAGUCUUCCCUCGGCUCAGCCUAUCCCUCCGACCAUCAAGGCCGCCGUUGGAUCCUCCGGUGGUGCGUUUGGGCUGUUAUUGCCGCUAGUUGUUCUGGGUAUUAUCUGCGGCAUCGGCUGCAUCACUGCUUCAUCUCGCUGCAUCUGGGCGUUUAGCCGUGAUGGAGCUAUGCCAGGAGCCCAGAUUUGGGCGAGGGUCAACGAGCGGCUAGACGUUCCUCUCAACGCCAUGAUUCUUAGUAUGGUUUUGCAUUUGCUGCUUGGCUUGAUCUACUUUGGGUCGUCAGCGGCAUUCAAUGCCUUCUCGGGUGUCGGUGUGCUAACUCUUAACGCUUCUUACGCAACACCGGUCGCAAUCAACCUUCUCACCAAGAGGCAGCAAGUCAAGGGAGCUAAAUUCCCGCUUGGCAAAUUCGGAUAUGUCGCUAAUUCUGUGGCUGUCGCCUGGUCCAUACUCGCAAUCCCGCUCUUCUGCAUGCCUCUUACUCUGCCAGUCACGGUGACCAGUGUUAACUAUGCUGCUGUCCUCUUUGCUGCCACCUGUCUUAUCUCGGGCGGCUGGUAUUGGGCGUGGGGCUACAGACACUACUCAGGGCCACCAUUCGCCACCGGCGCACAUCUAGAAUAG
Messenger RNA from Fusarium odoratissimum NRRL 54006, 1575 nucleotides. RefSeq lists its product as uncharacterized. Gene Ontology annotation, biological process: amino acid transport; transmembrane transport. Gene Ontology annotation, molecular function: transmembrane transporter activity. The transcript has 5 exons. Gene Ontology annotation, cellular component: membrane. The record is from RefSeq and is a predicted model, not a curated record. Lineage: Eukaryota; Fungi; Ascomycota; Sordariomycetes; Hypocreales; Nectriaceae. The coding region runs from base 1 to 1575 and encodes 524 amino acids.